Messenger RNA from Macadamia integrifolia, 1127 nucleotides. Its product is annotated as polynucleotide 5'-hydroxyl-kinase NOL9-like. NCBI's taxonomy places the organism in Eukaryota, Viridiplantae, Streptophyta, Magnoliopsida, Proteales, Proteaceae. Gene Ontology annotation, cellular component: nucleus. The record is from RefSeq and is a predicted model, not a curated record. The transcript is spliced from 6 exons. Gene Ontology annotation, biological process: cleavage in ITS2 between 5.8S rRNA and LSU-rRNA of tricistronic rRNA transcript (SSU-rRNA, 5.8S rRNA, LSU-rRNA). Gene Ontology annotation, molecular function: polynucleotide 5'-hydroxyl-kinase activity. Bases 118 to 861 code for a protein of 247 amino acids.
UGGUAACUAAAAGUUUAUUUUCUAUUUUUUAGGUGCAUUUUCUUUGGUGAUAUUUCUUCAAAAAGGGAUCCCAAAGCUUAUUUGAAUUUUAUAUUCUCCCUUUACGAUUACUUUCGUAUGAAAUAUUAUACAUCGGAUGAGAUGGGAAGUCCCGAAAAAACUCAGUUGCCUCUUGUUAUUAAUACCCCUGGAUGGGUGAAAGGUAUUGGCUAUGAAAUUUUGGUGGAGAUGUUGAAAUAUAUUGCUCCUAGCCAUGUGGUCCAGAUACGAAUCUCUGCUGAAAGUAAGAAUUUACCAACUGGGGCAUUCUGGUUAGAUGCUGAUAGUGAGGAGAUGGUUAAUUUGAUUGAGAUCAGUUCAGCGCGGCAAGACUCUUUUAAUAGAUCGGUGUUGGUACAGAAGGAUGCACGUCUUAUGCGGGAUAUGCGAAUCAUUGCUUAUUUCAGACAAUGCUUUCCUAGUGAUGCGCAUAUCACCACAUUCAAGGAACUUUCUCGUGCCUUGGCUUCUCAUCCUCCGUAUGAAGUCCCUAUUUCAAGUAUCAAAGUUAGACAUCUCCAUUGCCAGGUCCCAAGCAGUGAAAUCUUCCGGAGUCUGAAUGCUACCAUUGUUGGUCUGGCUGUUAGUUCGGAAAAGUCUUUAGAAUCUGAGCCUUGCAUACCUCAGUGUGUUGGUCUUGGGAUUGUUAGAGGCAUUGAUAUCUUGAAAGAUCUAUUCUAUGUGAUUACACCUGUUCCGAGGUGCAAUCUGAAAAAGGUCGAUCUUUUUCUACAGGGUUUUAUUCAAAUUCCGACUUGUCUUCUGCAGGUACAAGGAUGUGCGUCACCUUAUAUGUCAGCAAAUGUGCUGCCGACAAAUUAGAUCUCCUGAAUAGCUGUACUGGUGCCAAGUGUACAGGCAUAUCUCUGAUCUCUUUAUGGGUGGUGUUGACUGAAAUCUUCAAGUAAUUGGAAAGUAUCAUUCAUAAUUGUAGGAUGUUUUUCAUUUUAUUUAUUAUUUAGGGGACUAUAUAUACACUUAUUUUUUAUACAAGUGCUCUAUCAAAAGAAUCUCAAAACUGCCACGGAGAACCGCCAUUUUUGGAUGGGUGUUUUGCUUAACUCAGAGAAGAUGCUUCUAUAAUGUCA